AUGGUGUCGUACGUGAGCGUGUUGCUGUAUGGGGUGGGUGGAAUAGUAGUGGCGGGGAUGGCUUUGCUGGUGGCAUUCCAGGAGAAGUUGGUGUACGUGCCGGUGUUGCCCGGUUUAACAAAGUCCUAUCCCAUCACCCCUGCUCGCCUCCGCCUCCUCUACGAGGAUGUGUGGCUCAGAUCCUCCGACGGCGUCCGCCUCCAUGCCUGGUUCAUCAAGAUAUUACCCGAAUGUCGAGGUCCUACCAUUCUCUUUUUCCAGGAAAAUGCAGGAAACAUUGCCCAUCGUCUUGAAAUGAUUCGUAUAAUGUUGCAGAGACUACAAUGCAAUGUUUUCAUGCUUUCAUACAGAGGUUAUGGAGAGAGUGAUGGAUUCCCCUCACAACAUGGUAUUACAAAGGAUGCUCAGGCUGCACUGGAUCAUUUGGUUCAGAGAACAGAUAUUGACCCGUCAAGAAUAGUUGUCUUUGGAAGGUCACUUGGGGGAGCUGUUGGAGCUGUGCUUACCAAAAACAAUCCUGACAAGGUGGCUGCAAUAAUACUGGAGAACACUUUUACUUCUAUUCUUGAUAUGGCAGGCGUUCUAUUACCCUUUCUUAAGUUGUUUAUUAGGAAAAGUGGCUCAAAGGGUCCCGGAGUUCUGAAUUUUCUGGUUCGUUCUCCAUGGAAUACCAUUGAUGUCGUUGGUGAGAUCAAACAACCAAUUCUUUUCCUCUCUGGACUGCAAGAUGAAAUGAAUGAUGGUGACUACUCGGCCGGUUCUGUCAGAUUUGGAGGCAAGUUCUUAUGGACACGCUCACUGGUGCACAGUUUUCACUAG
Fraxinus pennsylvanica is the source of this 819-nucleotide messenger RNA. The record is from the annotation of a GenBank genome assembly. NCBI's taxonomy places the organism in Eukaryota, Viridiplantae, Streptophyta, Magnoliopsida, Lamiales, Oleaceae.